UCGUGAUGCUCGCUCAGUUUUCCAGUCACCAUCAUCGAGACCGAACGCGAAAAGGCGUAAUUUCUGCUGGUAUCAGUCGUGAAUUUUACUCUCCUCGUAAAAGCAACUGAUCAAAGUUUAAAGAUUGAAGAAUCCUAUUGCCUGGAGUGAAGCAAACACAACCGAAAUUUCCAUUUGGACGUGAGGAAAGUGUGGUUUCUGGUUUUUGGCCUGGCCAGGGCCCGGAACGUGUCCGCAAAACGGAAAACAUAGUAGGCUCUGGGUUUGCCUGCCAUGGAGAUUUAGCGGAAGCUACAGACAGGAAAAAAGUUCGAAAAAUUGCUAUCCUUAUUUUGUCAUCGACGUCUGCAGAUUUUCGAUAAUCGGAUAUAACUUGGUGAAAAAUCGUGACAAGAAAAAUCAUAUUCGACUUUACUUAUCCACUUGAUUGUGAAUCAAGUAGAAAUAAGGCGAAAAGAGUGAAACAGUCCUUGAAUACCAGGAAAAGUGCGUGAGUGAAAAUGUUUUGGUGGGAUAUCAAUUGUUGAUAUUAUUGCUGAGCAACAGAAAAAAUGAGUUAAAUAUCCGGAAAAACGUGUAAACUGUGAAUAGUAAAUACCUAACCACAGAAAAGGUUUUACAAUCAUUAUGUUUUGAAAAAAAGGAAAUCCAAUCGUAUAAAACCAAAACUUGCUUUUAGUUUUUAGUUACUGAUUGUGUUUUAGAUUACCACGAGUGAAACGACAUAGGAGAAAUUGGAAUACUGCCUUUUGAAGAAAAACGAAUAAUAUCUGAAAUCACAACAAACUGGAGAGGCAGCUUGUCUGCACAAAAAAGUCCCUGCUACAGAGGAGUGUUUUUCUAGCCACGAUGGAUUCCCUGCGAAAAUGGUUGAAUAAGCCGAAGGCUGAUGAUAAGUCACUGUUGGCCAGAUUCUACCACGCAGAUAGAGCGCUAACCGCCGUUGCCAGCGAGUUGGAUAGCUUCGAUGGUCGGGCAGAACCAGUUAGAUGCACUCGGCUAGUUGGACGGUUACGACAAGGACAGGACCGCGUUCUGGCGAUUACCAAUCAAAUUAUGGACGAGCUUCUGGGUGACGAUCGGGCGCCGCGAGCUUUCCGCGCCAAAUUUCCAGAGGAGGUUCUACAGGAAAGUUUGGCUGGACAGUUAUGGUUUGGUGCAGAAUGUCUCGCGGCCGGAUCAUCUAUCAUGAAUCGUGAAGUGGAGAGUGGGGUAAUGCGACCACUAGCAAAAGCCGUUACGAAAAGUUUGGACAAUGUUCGAAACUUGCUGCGAGAGCAAUGCCUUCGGAACAACACACCCAACAGUUUGACACUGCGGUUGGAUAUAAACGAUGCCGCGACGGAACAGUUGUAUGAAAGUUUGAAAAUCUUCGAUCGCUUGUUUGCGGAAUUUGAAUUGCUAUACGUCAGUGCAAUGGUACAAGUCAAAUCGAAGCAGGAGUACGAGAUGCAGGAGCUCAUAUGUGUGCUUUUUUCCGAAACAUUGCAACGGGCUCUUAAAAUUGGACUUCUUGAACAGGAACAGGUGGAUUCGUAUGACCCGGCGUUGAUGUUUUCCAUUCCACGGUUAGCAAUCGUCGCCGGGUUAGUUAUAUUCAAGGACGGACCCCUAAACAUGGAUCAACCAGCAGAUAACAUUUCAGAAAUGUUUCGACCAUUUCGAAAGCUAUUGAUCAAAAUGCGAGAUCUUCUUCGGACGCUGACCAAGCAUGAGCUCUAUCAGUUGGAAAAGCUGUUGUGCACCAACGAGGAAAUUAGUCUGAAGGAAGAAUUAAUCUGUGAUGCAAACGAAAAUGAUAGCAGCGAUGUCUUGCCACAGGAAGACCACGUUGUUAUCGUUACAACCAAUGUUAAUACUAGUAAUAAUAGUGAUAAUAGUGAUAGCCGUGUAGACGAUUCUCCAAACGAUGAACUGCGGCAUGAAUCGGAAACUCGGGACAAUCGGAACAGUAGUUUUUAUAGUAACCGUAUUAUAGAUAGUAAUCGAUUACAUGCGGACGUGGAGGAUGAUGUAUCCGAAAAUGACGACGAUGAUGAUCCUAGUAAUGUAUUGAAAGACAGUCUAGUGACGACAGAUUGUGCAUCAGGAUAUUUGAUUCCAAAUACAAACUUCGGUAACCUACUGCAGACGAAUGAAGCGCCCUUAACCGAUAGUUUUAUCGCAACGGACGAAGAGCUGAAGCUGGGAACCUCUUCAAAUGCUCGGAUAGAACAGAUAUUGUCAGAGACUAACCAGAAACUUGCGGAUUCUGGACUUGGCACUGCCAACCCAAGCGUAGAUAACUCUCCAGAAUUAGAUACGGAACGGCCGAUUACAAGUCGUAGUGCAUGCGAAUCUUCAGAAGAAGGAGAAAUAGACGAAUAUGAUAACGAGGAAGAUGACGAGGAUAGUGAUAACAAUCUAUCGAAUCAACAAUUAAUGGACCCUGGUUCCAGUGCUGGCACAUCACAAUCUGCUGGAAAGCCAUAUCGUACUCACAAACAGCAGCACCAUCACCGACAUCGUCGAUCUAGUGGAAGUAUUAUGUCGGCUACAUCGAGCCGAAAAUAUAACUCAAAACAUCAUAAGGCGAGUGCAUCUGCUUCAGUCAUCGUACCUAGUAAUCAAGGCACCUCAUCUAAGACAUACUCCAACUGUGAUACAUCACCGUCGUCUGGCAAUCAAAGUGAAUGCAGCAGUACUAGUAGCACAACCGGUGAAUCCUCACAGGACGUGGCCAUGGCCAUUAGAGCAGCCGGAAGGAUUAAAUUCAAAACUACUGAAAACCUUCUGCAUAGACUCUUUGUCUGUAUAGCAGGAGUCGCCGAUCAAUUACAAACCAAUUUUGCUGCCGACCUACGCCAAAUGCUAAAAAGUGUGUUCAUUAUAAAUUCAUCACCUCCGGAACCGGAAGAGCCACCAGAGUUAGCACCGACGUCAAGUGAUAAACCAAAGGAACCAGACCCAACGGAUUUGUUUGAAUUUCGUGCUAGCGAACAGGAUGUAAUAACUCCCGGUCAAAACAGUGGAGGGUCGAGUCAAAGCAUUUAUUCAGCAGAGGAAGUAAAUCCAGAAGAUCCGCAUGACUCUGUUUUUGGAUCUCCGGGCACUUCUCCCAUACGAGCUUCUUCUGCUCCGCGCACUAUGAUGACUACUGCAGAGAGUGGAGGUGUGACAGUUAAUGUUUCUGUUUCGGUUGUUACCGGUGGUGGCUCUAGCUCCAGUAGGAAUGUCCAAGAACGAAGUGUUAGUUUAAGUGAAACGUCGAUUGUGGUCGAAAACAAUGGUGGAGCCACAGAUUCCAAUUUACGUGAUAGCCACCGAAGACACAGUGCAAUUGGGUCCAAAGGCGAGUACGGACGAAGUCGAUCUAGUCCGAACAGUCCAGUGAAUGGAACAUCUGCUGAAGAACGCCGCAUGCCGGAGGCACCUCCCCGUUGGAUUCCAGAUGGAGAUGCGCCACGUUGCAUGGCGUGUGCCUCUUCAUUUACACCAUUCAGGAGGCGACAUCACUGUCGGAAUUGUGGUGGGGUUUUCUGUGGCGUAUGCUCGAGCGCCUCUGCACCACUUCCCAAAUACGGAUUGACUAAGGCGGUGCGGGUUUGUCGAGAUUGUUAUGUUCGUGAAGUGGGGACCUAGAGAUUAGCAGCGCUGAAAAAACUCAAUUCUUUUUAGUUAACUAUUGUUGAAUUUUUCACGUGACGAGUUCUUUUCUUACUGUGAGGUAUUUGUUUUUACUAAAAUGUAACAUGUCUGUUUUAUUUGUAUUUUACAAAACAUAAGACGAAGUAAAAUUAUCAAAUCAUGUUUUUACUGAAAUUUACGCAUCUCUUUUCAAAGCUAUCCAAUUUUUUUUCUGAAGGAUUUGUAUAAACCAGAGUACCCGAUUCUUUUUAUCAGUGGUAAUCACAAGAAUGCUUUAUUUAAAAAAAAGGUGACCGGGAUCAUAUUGCCCAAAGAAAACUCAAAAAAAAAAAAAUCAUUGCAAAAACUAAAAAGAAAAUGUACUUCUAUUUACAUUGAUUUAACUUAUUCUUUAAAGUUUUCGCUUACAUAUUUUUUUGGUUUUAUUUUUUGAUUAUGUAAAAUAUAAGAUGUUCUACACUUAAAACAAAUAGCUUCUGUUGCAAUUAUAACCGUUUGUGAAGGUGACAAAUGUUAGAUUGUAAGAUUAGCUUUGAUUGUGUUUUUUACGGUCCCUCUACAAAGUCCUGACUGAAAAUUGAAACCCAUCUUGUAUCGUUUGUUCAAAUUUUUCCAAUCAGCUCUGAAUUCAUCGAUCAUUAAUCGUAGAAAAUGUGAAAAAUUCAGGAAACAUUUGUGAAAACCUAUGCAAAACGAAUCUGGUAUGCUUGUAACUUGCUUUACAGUCAAACCUCCAUGAGUCGAUAUCUGAAAGGACCAUCGACUCAUGGAAAUAUCGAGGCGUGGAAACAAAUGCCUUGGAAAACUGUUUGAGGGGAUGGUCAUAGUAACCAUGAAAUUUUGCUUUCAGUAUGGUUCCAUGAGUCGAUAUCGAGUCAUGGAACAUCGAGUCAUGGAGGUUUCACUGUACUACGAACUUCGUAAGAAUUGCAUAAUUAAUGUGUUCACUUGAAUAUUUCCAGUUUACAUUAUGACCAUCACAACUAUUCGAAUACAUUU
This is a messenger RNA of Aedes aegypti (yellow fever mosquito), 4626 nucleotides long. Its product is annotated as lateral signaling target protein 2 homolog. The record is from RefSeq and is a predicted model, not a curated record. Gene Ontology annotation, cellular component: early endosome membrane. The coding region runs from base 850 to 3621 and encodes 923 amino acids. Gene Ontology annotation, molecular function: metal ion binding. The transcript has 4 exons. Lineage: Eukaryota; Metazoa; Arthropoda; Insecta; Diptera; Culicidae.